This is a messenger RNA of Drosophila erecta, 2019 nucleotides long. RefSeq names its product myrosinase 1. The record is from RefSeq and is a predicted model, not a curated record. Lineage: Eukaryota; Metazoa; Arthropoda; Insecta; Diptera; Drosophilidae. The coding region runs from base 207 to 1850 and encodes 547 amino acids. Gene Ontology annotation, molecular function: beta-glucosidase activity. Gene Ontology annotation, biological process: carbohydrate metabolic process. The transcript is spliced from 4 exons.
GUAGGACAUAAAAGCGCGACAGCUCAUUGACAAGCGUUUCGCUGUACGCUCAACAAGUAAGCGCGCGCGCGAAUCGUGGGCGCUGCGAAAGAAUCGCGAAAAGUUCAACCAUCGGCGAAAAAGUUUGGGGCAAGAAUCUCCCGGUUUCUGCUCAAAGUUUUCGUUUGCAACACGCUAGUUUCGCGCCCAAGGAUAUACACAAGGAUAUGGAAACCAUGAUGCAAUUCAUACUGCCCCUCUUUGUGCUCACUGCCGCAUGUCUCGGCAGUCCGGUGAGCCAAACCCGUCGGUUCCCCAACGACUUUCUCUGGGGCGUCGGAUCAUCGUCUUACCAGAUCGAGGGCGGCUGGAACGCGGACGACAAGGGGGAGUCCAUCUGGGACUUCCUCACCCACACUCAUCCCGAGAAAAUAGCCGAUCAAUCAAAUGCUGAUGUCUCGGCGGACAGCUAUCAUCAGUGGAAGCGCGAUGUGCAAAUGGUCAAGGAGCUGCAUGUGGGCACCUACCGCUUCUCCCUGUCCUGGCCCAGAAUCAUGCCCGGUGGCUACAUGAACCACGUCAGUACAGCCGGUAUUAAGUACUACUCCAACCUGAUCGACGAGCUGCUGCGGUACAACAUCACUCCGAUGGUGACCAUCUACCACUGGGAGCUGCCGCAAAAGCUGCAGGAGCUGGGUGGUUGGACCAAUCCGGAGAUAAUCCCGCUGUUCAAGGACUAUGCCCGCCUGGUGCUGGAAAUGUACGGGGAUCGGGUGAAGAUCUGGACCACCGUCAACGAGCCGUGGCAUGUGUGUGAGCACGGCUACGGAGUGGAUUAUAUGGCGCCUUCGUACAAUUACCCCGGCAUUCCCGCCUAUCUGUGUGGUCACAAUCUGCUGAAGGCCCACGCCGAGGUGGUGCACAUGUACCGGGAGCUCUUCCAGCCGCGCCAAGGUGGACGCAUGGGCAUCACGCUGGAUACGUCCUGGCCGGAGCCCAAGGAUCCCAACUCCGCCGAGGAUCGCGAGGCCUCCGAGCGAGCCAUGCAGUUCUAUGUGGGCUGGUUCGGUCAUCCCAUCUUCUCCAAGCACGGCAACUAUCCCAAGGUGAUGAUCGAGCGCAUCAGAAACCUGAGCAAGGAGCAGGGCUUCGGAGCUCGAUCCAGACUGCCGGUGUUCACCACCGAGGAGAUUCAUCGCAUCCGCGGCACCUCCGACUUCUUCGGCAUCAAUUCCUACACCAGCAACCUGGUCACCUCCAAUGGACACAACAAUACCGGCAAGUUCCCAGUGCCGUCCUUCAAUCACGAUAUGGGCGUGGUCGAGAGCCAGGAGGGCGUCGAUUGGCCCGGUUCCGGAUCCGUUUGGCUCAAGGUCUAUCCCAAGGGAAUGUACAAUCUGCUGAUGUGGAUACACCGGGAGUACAAUGCACCCGAGAUAAUCGUCACGGAGAACGGAGUUAGUGAUCGUGGUGGUCUGGAGGACUAUGCCCGUGUGGACUACUACAAUCUCUAUCUCUCGGCGGUGCUGGAUGCCAUGGAGGAUGGCGCGAAUAUCAGUGGCUAUAUCGCCUGGAGUCUGAUGGACAGCUAUGAGUGGAAGGCCGGCUUCUCGGAGAAAUUCGGCCUCUACCAUGUGGACUUCAACUCCCCGCAGCGAACCAGGACGCCCAAGAUCUCGGCGCGAGUGUUUGCCCAGCUCUGUAAGACCAACACCAUCGAUUGGAGCUACAGACCCCAGCUGGAUGAUGAGCAGCAGCUGGUGGCCAUGGCUCAGUUGCCGGCGGAAGCCAGGACAAGUGGUGCUAGUGGUGCUAGUGGAGCUGUCAGCUGGAGUCUGAUGGGUGUUCUCCUGCUGGCGCUGCUUAGAUAAGGAAACAAGUGAAUACAAAGGAGAGAAAGAGCCUUGCCAUAUUCGAUUGCUACUCGUAUCCCUAAGUUCGUCUAACCGUCUCUGUAAUAUAUUAUGUAUAGAUGUUAUAAUUUGUACUAAGGUUGAAAGACUCAAAACUGAAUAAAACCCCUUUGUGAUAUUUAAAUCA